UUGAACAAUCGAAGAAGAAACUCGCAGUCACCUCGUCAGGAGUAAGUAGGAGGAGGGUUUGUGAAUUUUUCAAACAUGACAAGCUGACGACUAAUUGUUUCUGGCUCGACACAAAGCUAUUGGCGAGGAAGUAACCCAGCUAUUCCGUAUCACACCUGGUGACCGUAUCGGGUUUCAAUGGAGCCCAGUCCGGUGUUAAAGGAGAAGUUUUUCAUCGUAAUACGUGGGAAGUCGAGGAAGGGCUUCUCCCGAGGUUGCAUCGGCCGGGAGGAGGCAGAGACGCACGGCGGGGAGCUGAUGGGGCUCCUGUACUGCGGGGGCUCUAACGCCGGGAGCCCCAAGAAGGGCGGCGUGGUGCGGAGGGAGGACACUUACCCCUUGACUCGCUAUCAGGCCCAGCUACUGCUCUUCGUCUCCUCCGUAAGCAAACGCCUGGAGCUGCUGUGCAACCCUCAGCUGUUCUCAGCCAUCUGCGAGCUGACUGUGGAUGACCUGGUGGUGGUGAAGAGCAAGAAGGGCCAUAAACCAGGACUGGUGAAGAACCUGAUGCGGGUUGGGAAGAAGGAGAGCAAAGAUGACCUGCAGAUGUUGGCCUUUGAGGUGGAAUUUGUGGACAGUGAUCAGACUUUAUCAUCUAAAAAGCCUGCUCCUCCAACCCUGUUCAGCGCGGCGGACAUCAUCCAGGUGGUCCCAUCGUACUCUGUCCCGCUCGGACUAAACUGGGGAGACGGCCAAUAUCACGGAACAAACAAAAGAACGGUGGCACGCAUCAACUCCAUGCCAAAUAUUGGUGCCAAUGGACGAGUGAAAGCAACCCACACGCAGCAGAGCGUCAUUCCGAGUCAAAGUCACAGCACGUCGCGUGCGCCUCUGGAAGUGGGGUCCUUGGUGGAGGUGGUGUCCAACACGGGGGUCACGGUGUACGGCGUCCUGAGAUGGCUUGGCAUCCCCGGAGGAAAGACAGCCGAGUGGGCCGGGAUUGAACUGGACUAUGACGUGAACGGCUGCUCUGAUGGGAUAUACGGAGGCCAGCGACUGUUCACCUGCAAAAAAAGCAGAGCUUUGUUUGUCCCUGUCACCAAAUGCAGCCCCGAUAGCAGGUUUGCCUGCUCUUCAACAGCAAGCGACACCACCAGCCAAAUCCAAAUACCUACAGUACCUCCAUAUGUGGACUCUGAGGAAUAUGUGGCACCCAUUCCCGAAUCGGAGGUCACGUCUCUGUUGGUGGGAAGAAUGAAAGGGAUUCAGGGUCACAUCAACUCCUGUUAUCUGGAUGCCACUCUCUUCAGUUUGGUCAGCUCCUCUGUGACCCUGGAUAAUAUCUGCCAGACACCUGCUGACUCGGUGCAGGCCGUUACUUCCACGCUGAGAAAAAUAGUCAACCGUUUACGCAGACAAGGGUUUGUGCCUGCUGCGAGUGUGAUGAAUUUCCGCAAUCAGCUUGGCUGUGACACAUUUCGAACAGAGGAAAAAGAUCCAGAGGAGUUCAUCACAGUUCUCUUCCAGAAGGUUCUUGGCAUUGAGCCGCUGCUUAAACUCCGGUCCAGAGGUGAAAGUUACCAGGGGGCUUACACUUUCCAGAUCUUUCUGGAAAAAGAGCAGAUGGCACACAUACCCACCGUUCAACAGUUAAUGGACGCUUCCUGUCUGUCGUGUGACGUGAAGUUUGAAGAGAUGCCAUCAUGUCUGAUAGUUCAGAUGCCAAGGUUUGGAAACAAAUAUAAAAUGUUUUCUCACAUCAUUCCCUCCAUGGAGCUGGACCUUACGGAUCUCCUUCACAACUCUCCCAGGCAGUGUUUCAUCUGUGGCCAGUUGGCAGCGCAUGAGUGUCUCCAGUGUCUGCCAGAUCAUAAACUCCAUCAAGGGAGAAUCAAACAGUACUGCGGCACCUGCAACACACAGGUGCACACUCAUCCCUCACGACAGGGGCAUUCUCCAAAGCCUCUGUCAGUUCCAGCUGAGGUCGCCACGGCUUCCCCUGCGCCCGGGCACACGAUGCAGCUGUUUGCUGUGCUUUGCAUUCACACCAGCCACUAUGUGUCCUUUGUCAAAUUUGGCUCAGACCCACACUCCUGGCUCUUCUUUGACAGCAUGGCGGACAGAUGUGGUGACGACCAAAGGGGCUUCAGCAUCCCCGAGAUCCGAGCGUGUCCGGAGCUGGGUAACUUCCUGUCCCAGUCGGAGGAGGAGCAGGCCCGGACCGACCCUUCGUAUGCUCCUGCACUUGUGCGAAGGCUGCUGUGUGACUCCUACAUGUUUUUAUACCAGAACCCAACCAUGCCGGUUUCCAAUUCAAACUAUCAGGAUCCUUAAAUGUUGAGGACAAGGACACCAUGUUGUUGCAGCAGUGCCUUAGUAAUAACGUUGCACUUUAUCAACCAGAUUUUGCUUAUUGCAUCCAAACAGCAGCAAUGGGUGUCUGUGUAUUGAAAUGCUGUAAAAUGCAAUCAUGUUCAGGAAGAAAACGGUAUCCAACCCACAUUAUUUAUUUAGCACGUUUGAUAAACACUGUUUCCAAAGUGCUGCACAGACUGGUCAAACAAUAAAUAUGACGGAAAAGUACACAUUACUGCAGUAAAAACGAAUAAAUCAAAUUUAACAAAGACAUUUAAAACAUUACUAUAUUUAAAACAAGAAGUAAAACAAUAAAUAAGAAACAAUAAAUAAAAGAAAUAGAUAAAAAUAAAGAGUUGUAUGAAUAAAACCAAAAAAAGAGAAGAAUAAAAGACACGGAGGACCACACAACUCACGCCCAGUUAAAAGCCAGAGAAUGAAAGUGGGUUUUAAGAUGAGACUUAAAGCAUUCCUUUGUGGGGGCCGUUUUUACAUGAGGGGGGAGAGUGUUCUGGUCUUGGGCAUCACUAGUUGGAGCUGGCCUCAAUGUGCGCACUGGAGUGUACAUUUGCAGGGGGUCCGAAAUGUAUUGAUGGGCCAGUCCAUUGAACGCCUUAAAAACAAAGAAUCAAAUCUUGAACUCAAUUCUAAAACGAAGCAGCAACCAGUGCAGGGAGGUGAGAAUUAGGGCGAUAUGCUGUCUCUUUUGGGUUCCUGUUAAAAGCUGGGCCGCAGAGUUGUGGACUGACUAAGCGAGGGAGCGCAGCGUGUGGCGGCUCUCUAUCGUUUUGUUUGACAGCAAAGUGAGCAGUGAAACAAUGACUUUAAAACUGGAAAUAUUUUUUCUUGCCUGUCAUUUAGUGUUGCUUUUGUCAUGAAUUGCGGUCAUUGAAGCCAAGAUUGUAAAUGUAGCAUGUAAAGGGUUUCAUGUUUCCCCUUUUAUGUAAUAAAUU
This is a messenger RNA of Dunckerocampus dactyliophorus (ringed pipefish), 3287 nucleotides long. It is a transcript of the gene cyld2, whose product is annotated as cylindromatosis (turban tumor syndrome), b. The transcript is spliced from 14 exons. Gene Ontology annotation, molecular function: cysteine-type deubiquitinase activity; K63-linked deubiquitinase activity. Lineage: Eukaryota; Metazoa; Chordata; Actinopteri; Syngnathiformes; Syngnathidae. Gene Ontology annotation, cellular component: cytosol. Gene Ontology annotation, biological process: protein K63-linked deubiquitination. Bases 178 to 2313 code for a protein of 711 amino acids. The record is from RefSeq and is a predicted model, not a curated record.